AUGCGAUUCUAUGGCUCAAUACCUAUGAAAACGCAAAGUUCAGGCACAUCAAAAAAAGUUACGAUAACAACUCUUCAAAGUCUUUAUAAAAAUAAUGAUCCUAUAACAGUAUUAACGGCUCAUGAUUAUCCAAGCGGUUUAUUUAUUGAAAAAACGGGAAUUGAAAUUUGUUUGGUUGGUGAUUCCUUAGGAAUAGUCGCCCUGGGACGUCCAAGUGUUAAUCAAACAACCAUAGAGGAAAUGCUUCAUCAUUGUAGGGCAGUAUCAAGAGGUGUCAAAACUCCAUUUCUAGUUGAAGGAAAUAUGGAGGUGAUAAGAUUAGAAGAUGGAUCUGAAAUGGCGAAAACUAUUCAACAAAUCACAAGUAUAGGAAUCCCUAUUUUAGGUCAUAUAGGUUUAACUCCACAACGUCAAUCCUCGUUAGGUG
Molecule: messenger RNA, 427 nt
Organism: Dentiscutata heterogama
Lineage: Eukaryota; Fungi; Glomeromycota; Glomeromycetes; Diversisporales; Gigasporaceae
Source: the annotation of a GenBank genome assembly